This is a messenger RNA of Coccinella septempunctata (seven-spotted ladybird), 1325 nucleotides long. Its product is annotated as purine nucleoside phosphorylase. The record is from RefSeq and is a predicted model, not a curated record. Lineage: Eukaryota; Metazoa; Arthropoda; Insecta; Coleoptera; Coccinellidae. Bases 132 to 1097 code for a protein of 321 amino acids. Gene Ontology annotation, molecular function: purine-nucleoside phosphorylase activity. Gene Ontology annotation, biological process: nucleoside metabolic process. The transcript is spliced from 3 exons. Gene Ontology annotation, cellular component: cytoplasm.
CGAUAUUUGUAUGGAAUUAUUUUACCCACAAUUGAUAAAAAUGUAUAUAAGCAAGUGCGCCUAUCACGCCAAUCAGUUUAACUCUUUUCUUACCGACCGCAAGAGCAAAAUACUAUAAAAAGAAGUGAAAUAUGACUGGAACUGAAUUGAUGAAUGGAAAUGGUGCGUUAUACAAGAAUGGUUGCCAUAAUGGAACUGGGAAUGGAUGUUGCACAAGAAGACUGAGUAAUGGGCAGGAUGAAGAAAAAUAUACUUAUGAGAUGAUAGAGCAGACAGCUGAGUUUCUGAAAGAGAGAGUACCCUUCUCACCAAAGAUUGGUAUAAUAUGUGGAUCAGGUUUGGGUUCCUUGGCACAAGACUUGAAGGAUCCAAUCGAAUUUCCGUACUCCUCCAUACCGAACUUUCCUGUCAGCACAGUGGAGGGUCAUGCCGGCAAACUGAUUUUUGGAUUUCUCUCAGACGCCCCAGUGGUGUGCAUGCAGGGUAGAUUCCACUUCUACGAGGGUUAUCCCUUGUGGAAAUGCGCGAUGCCAGUGAGAGUUAUGAAACUCCUCGGCGUUUCACAACUGAUUGCGACAAAUGCAGCGGGCGGUCUCCAUAAAAACUACAAGGUUGGCGACAUAAUGCUCGUGAAAGAUCACAUCAAUAUGAUGGGUUUCGCUGGAAAUAACCCGCUGCAGGGUCCUAAUGAAGACAGGUUCGGACCCAGAUUUCCCCCCAUGAAUAAGGCAUACGAUAAGGAACUGAUCAAGAAGAGCAUGGAAAUCGGCAAAGAAUUGGGCCUAACGAACAAUAUCCACACGGGAGUUUACACCUGUCUAGGGGGCCCUAACUUCGAAACUGUUGCCGAACUGAGAGCUCUGAAAAUGCUGGGUUGCGAUGCUGUAGGAAUGUCUACUGUGCAUGAGGUGAUCACGGCAAGACACUGCGAUAUGAACGUUCUGGCUUUCAGUUUGAUCACUAACGCCUGUAUCUUGGAAUAUGAUUCCCCAGACGAGCCGAAUCAUGAAGAAGUUAUGGAUGCCGGUAAAUUGAGGCAGGAUACUCUGAAGAAGUUCGUGGCACGGAUAGUUGAUCACAUCAAUAAUAGAAAAUAGAUUAAACCUAGAAAUAUUCGUGAGAAAAUCAUUGAUUUUGAUAGUAAAAUCAUUCAAUCAUGAAACUCACUGAAGCCAUCCUACGCCGUAGGAUUCCGCUACGACAGUAUAAUCAUGAUUGCAUAUAAAUUACUUUCGAUUUGUUUAUAUUGAUGGUGGAUAAGUGGUGUUGAUUGUAUUACGAGUUAUUUAUUCUUUUAAUGGUUAAGUAAAAAUAUACAUGAAUGA